Molecule: messenger RNA, 1776 nt
Organism: Paecilomyces variotii
Lineage: Eukaryota; Fungi; Ascomycota; Eurotiomycetes; Eurotiales; Thermoascaceae
Exons: 2
Coding region: 422-1489 (355 amino acids)
Biological process (GO): regulation of DNA-templated transcription; nucleosome assembly
Cellular component (GO): nucleolus
Molecular function (GO): histone binding; DNA binding
Source: RefSeq, a predicted model, not a curated record
UGCGGCAGACGACAAAGACCAGAAACGCCAAUCGUGCCACCGCUCACGUGACACUCUCUUCUAGAAGCCUCACUGGGCUGUUGUCGUCGAUGUGAUUCUCUUUCUUCCCCCGCCUUCACUCCUAUCCUCACCUUCUGCCCUCGCUGGAGCUAUCGUGAGGUCUUGAUUAUUCUCGAGAACCAGACUCUGGACGCGCCCUUUUCCGCUCCAGUGUCUGUCUUGGACCGUGGAAGGCUCUACGGAGAGCGUUACCUCGCCAUCGAGUAAUACCGGCUGCCCAACGCUUUGAUCUGCCAUAAAUGGCUGGCGCGCUCGUGCUGAAGUCAUGAAGCUACCUCGUCGUACCAACCAUCGGCGGUGAACGAAUGUUCUUCUUUCCCACCUUUUAGACUCGUAUCUAUUGGUCUGGAAAAUCUUCACGAUGAGUUUCUUAAGCUCCGUCCUUUCGUCCAUUGAGACUGGAAAGCCGGCUGCCAUCCCGCCCCCGGCGCCAGUGACACCGCGAUCUCCUGCGGCAGGUAGCUCUUCUACGGCGACAAAGACAGAUUCCCGCAAAGCUACGCCCGUCUCCAGAGAUGGCUCUCAGAACCCGUCUAUCGCCCCGGUGGGAACAAAACGGAAGGCGGAGGAACAGCUUCAGCGGUCAGAUAAGGCCAACGGGCAACCACAGAGCAAAAAUGCGUCGAUAAAAACAGCAUCUUCACACACGUCUGCGACAGUCAAACCUCGUCCAACGACCGGCACCGGCCCUGGUGGCACUACUAAACCCGGUGAAAAGCCAUCGACAUCAGCAGCUAUGGCGACCUCUCGGACAACGACCCCUGCCGCAACAACCUCAAAACCACCCCCUAAGGGCUCUUUUGCUGAUCUAAUGAUGAAAGCAAAGGCUGCGCAAGAGAAAGCGCCUGUAAAAGUCGGCCUGUUCAAGCACCAGGCCGUUCCGAAGGAGAAACUGAGUAAAUCAGAACGCAAGAAGAGAGCCAUGGAAGCAAUGGCUAAGGAGAAAGAGAGGAAAGCGGGCAAGAAGCCCGGGAUGGCUUCAGCUCCCUCUGCUAACAUCAAGGCCGGCGUCAGGCCUGGAGAGGAGACAGCGGCCAGGCGACGAGGUCCUGACGAGAUCGAAUACAAGGGCACUGCACGACCAACCCAGACGACGUACAAGGGAACCGCAGGCUUACCCCCGCGCCGCCCUGCCACUGAUUCCCGCGGUCGUACAUCGUCCCGCUAUGGUAAACCGGUCAGGCGAGAUGAAUACCUUGGAACGGACGAGGAAGAUGAAGGGGAUUACGCGGAUGACUACGGUGACUACUAUUCAGACGAGUCCUCCGACAUGGAAGCCGGAUUGAGUGACGUCGAGGAGGAGGAAGCAGCCGCCCUCCGCGCUGCGAAGAAAGAAGACGAGGAAGACAUACGGGCUGAAAUGGCCGCGAAGAGGGAGAAGAUGGAGCGCAAGAGAAAGUUGGCUCUUCUGGCCAAGUCCAGGCGUUGAUUCCUCUUUUCGGGUUCGAGUUUCGAGGUUAUUAUUGUUAUCACCACUCUCCGUCAUUGAUUAUUUCACAAGCAUCGGCGAGGGAUACCCUAGGGUGCAUCGCAUGUAUUUAGCAUAUUCUUUUCUAGCAUUUUGGUGCGUAUGGUGUCGACAGAUGGAGGGUGAUUGCUCUAUUUUCUUUUUGUCUUCGGGUAGCGGGCGUCCUUGCUCUCUCGGGUUGUUGAUAGAUUAGCAUACUACAUAGGUGUAUUUCUCUACUGAAAUACCCACAAUCAGUUAAUCAUCCA